GGGACGCAGCGCGUGUUCAGCGUCUUCAACCGCGGGCUCCAGGGGCCGACGCGGCGCGUCGCGCUCGGCGACGUCGUCGAGGUGCGCGUCACGAACAACCGGCCCAGCGGCCUGACCCUGCACCACCACGGCAUCCACCAGGUCGGCACGCCCUACAACGACGGCGCGUCCAUGGUCACGCAGGCGCCCGUCGCGCCGGGCGGGUCGAUGGCGUACCGCUUCGUCGCGGAGCCCGCGGGCACGCACUGGUACCACGGCCACGCGGGCACGGACUACGGCGACGGGCUGCGGGGCCUCUUCGUCGUCGAGGACCCG
Messenger RNA from Aureococcus anophagefferens, 315 nucleotides. RefSeq lists its product as hypothetical. The record is from RefSeq and is a predicted model, not a curated record. The transcript has a single exon. The annotation marks the transcript as partial. Lineage: Eukaryota; Pelagophyceae; Pelagomonadales; Pelagomonadaceae. Gene Ontology annotation, molecular function: copper ion binding; oxidoreductase activity.